This is a messenger RNA of Chroicocephalus ridibundus (black-headed gull), 11633 nucleotides long. Its product is annotated as cytochrome c oxidase assembly protein COX19. Gene Ontology annotation, cellular component: mitochondrial intermembrane space. The transcript is spliced from 4 exons. The coding region runs from base 140 to 421 and encodes 93 amino acids. The record is from RefSeq and is a predicted model, not a curated record. Gene Ontology annotation, biological process: mitochondrial respiratory chain complex IV assembly. NCBI's taxonomy places the organism in Eukaryota, Metazoa, Chordata, Aves, Charadriiformes, Laridae.
CCUCCGCCGGGCGGCGGUGGUCACGUGCCCCGCUCAAUGCUCUCGGCGGCGACGAUCGGUGUUCGGCUCCCCCCGGCGGCCGCGGGGUGACCGGAGGGAUUUCGGCCUCGUGUCGUGCCUCCCACCCCCCGCCGGCGACAUGUCCACCGCCAUGAACUUCGGCAGCAAGAGCUUCAAGCCGCGGCCGCCGGACAAAGGCGCCUUCCCGCUGGAUCACUUCGGAGAGUGCAGCGCCUUCAAGGAGCGGUUCAUGGAGUGCCUCCGCGACAGCGGCUACGAGAGCGGGGCCUGCCGGCAGCGCGCCAUGGCCUACCUGGAGUGCCGCAUGGAGAGGCAACUUAUGGCUAACGAACCACUGGAAAAACUGGGAUUCAAAGAUCUGAUAGAUGAGAAAUCAGAAGCAAAACCUGAGAAGUUGUAAUGAAGAAAGACAACUUCGCUCCUCAUGUAUGGAAAGCAUAACUCUUAGGUAGUACAUAUUGUACAGUCUGUUCAUACUGCAAUAAGAAGUGUUUCCUGAAGGAACCUUUUCUCAAAGUUUAAUUUUCCUAAAAUAAGAUUUUCUUAAAUGAGCAAAACUACUGCCUUUGUCUACUUUCCUCAAGUCUUUCUUAACUUUCUUCUUUUAAUUUCUCUAGCCUACACUCAAAGAUCUGUAAGAGCGUCUUGCCUGGGAGAAAAUAAUUAUUUUCCCAGGCAAAAAUAAUACAUAAAAAUUGCCCAAAGCGUUCUUCGUGUCUCUGUAAUAACAGUUUAGUCUUAUUUUAAAAAGACAAAAAAACCCGCUCUUGAUUGUGCAGAUCUUGAACUAUAGAUUAGUCUUAUGUGGGCAUUACUAAUGUGCGUACAGCAGUUACUUGUCAGGUGGAAAUAAAGCUGUUACGGUACCUGCAAAUUGCUUUUCAUUAAAUACUGGUAUUAAUCCCCGUCUUUGGGGUGAUCUCCUUCUCACCCUGCUAUGGAAAACACUUGGGUACUGGGGUGGGGUGGGCAUUCAGUCAUUUAACCUUCAUCGUUGUUGGGGGAGUAUUGCUAGUUCCAGGCACCGGUCAGGUAGUGAUUCUGCUUUUAUUUACCAUGCCAACGGUGUCCACCUAACUUUAUUUCAUCAUUUAGCCGUGAAUCUUCCAUUAUGAAUGUAUGUGGUGAUUGGACAGUUUUAUUCUUUUAAAAACAAAUGUUUUAGGUUAAAAACCAGGGUAGAUCAAGAGUUAGCUAUCUAAGAAAUACAGUAUUUCUUUCCAAACCACGGAGCGCAGCCCAUACCUUGAGAAGGUGAUGCAGCAGGCCGUACAGUGGGUGAGCAAUCAGGUCUGAGUAUGUUUAUAAGAUCCGUGAUAAGUGUUUGUGUAACUUAAACAUGAGUUAUCAGAGCCAGCGGUACUUCUCUCGCAUAUCCUAAUGCCAACGAGUCUUAAUACAAAGUUCAAGCCAAAACAGUUUGGCCUAUUAACCCCCUAGAAAUAGGUUUCAAGCAGACAAUAAAUUUGUAAAUCCUCUGAUUGUAUUUUCCAGUGUAUUUCCUGCCCUGUUCCCCUUGCUGCCUUUUUUUUUUUUUUUUUUAAUCUUUUUUUAACCCAGUGAAUCAUGUCUCUGUGCGUCUGGCUCUCAAACUGCAAGCUUUCGGGUCAGGGCCUGCAGACAGUGAUACACACACUGUUUGUCAAGGCAGUUCUCCCACACUUUCUCCUGUAUUUGGUGCCCUCUGUUUGAUACAUCUCACCUUUCCUGCUGUCUGCUGUUAUUCCUUUUGCUUCCUUUUCUCUCCGCUGUGCAUCUGUUCACGCAGAGAUCCAGGAAAGGGUAAAAGAACAUUCUCUGCUGUUCACGUUGAUGGUUGGAGCUGGGAUUUAUAUUGUUGCUCAAAUCUAAUCUGAUUGAACAGGCUGCAGAUAGUUCAGAGCGGGUCCCUGUUCGAAAAGAAUAUUCGCUUGCUGCUGUGUAUUUUUAUUCUGCUUCAUUCUACUGUUUAAAUUAUAUCUUUCAGUGAGAUUAGUACAUUUAUAGAAGAGAAAGCAGAGAUUUUAUUGCUGAAACAGAUAUUAAAAGACUUUAUAUUAAACCACUGAAUAAGAGCUUGCUUUCAAUGAUACCGAGUAAGAAUUAUUAAAAUAAUCUCCAGUAUCUUCAGAAGAAAGAAAUCAAAUUUCAUGCUUCUGUGCUGCUGGAAUAUUAUAAGGUGAAGUGAAUGCCUGGUAGGUACGACAGAACCCACCGGUGGUGCGGGAGUAACCCGGCCUGUUCUCAGUGGUAGUUUCAUCUUCGGGAUUUGCUCCGUGCCGUUAUUUAGCUAAACGGUUACUUCGUGAGUUAGGUGCAUGUUUUUUCAGAGGCAGUUGAUACGAGCGCUGUCCUCCAGGUUAUUAUUAGAGUGACAGGGGUGAAGUUUUUUAAGUCCUGAGUGAUGGAAUUGUGACUGUUGAGCUGGAGUGACAGCUGCCAUUUAAAUGAGCUGUCUCAGAUAGCCCACUGAAGGAGCAGCCUCUGGGGACUCUCUCUUUGUUUAUAGUCACCAAGGCCUAAAUUUUGGACCUGCCGCAGGAGGGAUGGUGGGGGAAAAAGCAGUUUCAAAAGAUGUUAUGGCGUGCUGAGGUGACUGCUCCGUGCUACUUGCAGGCCUGGAAUCCUCCGGUAGCGUUACGGCGCUGUGGCAGCACGACCCUGCGUAGCACAGGCUGACUGUCCCAGAAUGCUCUUCAAUUUAUUCCCGCCAACAUACAGAUCGUUAAUUAAAGCCUUUCUGUAUAAACCUCUUUUAUUUUAGCCUCGCUUGUGGGAUCCUGGCUCCCUUAAAACGACAGGGGUGUAUAAGCCAAAGGAAAACCGUAAGUUCAUAGUUACCUUCCCUGUUCCUGUACCAAGCAGGAACCUCUCCAGAAGCCCGACACCAACUUGGGAAAAUCUGUGCUCUGGAAAGGCUGGGCUGAGGCGCAGGAGUUGUGGGGGAGGCGAUUCGUCUGGGGCACCGGUCGCUUUGUGGAGCUGUUUGGAGCUGAUGAGCUGCGCGGUUGCGUGUGGCACCGGCAGCGAGGUAAGUCCCGCACAAGCGCAUUCAUCUUCGCGUGAGAUGCUGCCGGCGCUGCCCUGACGGACCCUGCGAGCUGGAGAAAUGCAAACGGUGCGAAAGGAGGAAAAGAGGUUUGUCCGGGAACAAGGGACCGACCGCCAGCCUGGCUGGAAUGUUCCAGGCGUGGAAGCGGCAGCCCGAAGCAGGGGCAAGUGUUGACUGUGUUGGGGUGAAGAAGCUGUUAACACAAUAAUGGAAAUCGGUAGGUGAGGGGGCUGUAAUUGUCUUUCCUGUAGCUUUUUUCUGGCAAAGCCUCGUUCACACCAUAACUCCAGACGCCCUCGUGCUUGGGAUCCCGUCCCAGGGAGUCCCUGGAGGUCCGCAGAGCUCUGUGUUGGCACUUAGGAGAGCCUUGCCCGCACGUUGCCCCGCUCUUUCCUCAGAUGAGAAUCCAGACAACCACAAAGAGCUUAACCUUGGUCACCGCAGUUAUUUACAGAAUGAACAUUGCUGCCAGCCAGCCCUCCUGUGUCUUCCUGGGAGACCUUGAGCUCGGUUGUAUCUCUCCAAACAACCACAGUGACCUGCAGAACGAGGAAGAAAGGUUUAAUAAACAUUUCCCAAGGCUCUGAGCGUUCUUUCAUAGAAAAGCCUAUACAAAGAGAGCCUCCAGGGCUUGCUGGAAGUGGGCCAUGGUCCAAAGUCCUCUGCAGGAGCACAAUGAGUCUGUGCCUCUAAGGCAGGGAGCGACCGUUGCUGCGUCUGCCACCUGGAAGUGGGAUACGGGUGUUGGAGAAGGGCUGUAUCUGUAGGCACCUGUUAAAGUGGGCGUUUGGGGUUGUGCACAGAGUUACAGGCGGGCAGAGGGUGCAGCCACCUGACCUUCAUGCUUGGUCCUCCCCUCAGCCCUCUUCUAAAGCAUUCGCCCCAAUUUGUCCUGCUUGCCUCAAGGUGUCCUUGUGGCUGGGCAUCGCACUUACGGCGAGUAGUCACCUACUUGGUUUCUUUUGCAGACCACAGAGUUGCUGGCCUUGGCUGGCAAUUAAUUGUCCUUUGCAGCAGAAAACAAAAUCACUUUCACUUACUGCUGCUUUUGUGGGUUGUGGGAGGGAACCAGACGGGUUAGAGCACCUCUUGAAUUUCACCCCGUUGUUGUCUCGCUCCGAGGAGACCCGGAGAACGCCGGGAGGUUUCCACAACGGUGCAGGAGCCGAGCCUGGAGCGCGGCACUGGCGCAGUCAAGGGGCAGGGAAUACCGCAGGCAGGCGAGGAGAGGGGGAGCAGCCUGCUCCCUGGGCGAAAAGCGUCUGGAGCAUCACUUCGUGCUGUAGGCUCCGAAAAGUGCUGUGGGUGUCCUGGUUCCACUGGAGAGCAGUGUGUUUCUACAUUUCUAAUCCAUCGUUCCUGGGAAGGGAAUGAUGCUUCUGCCCGUGUGCAAGAGGGCGGUCGUUUCUGGUAGCAUACCCAGCGACCCCAAAGGGCUUUACUUACUUUUCUGCCCGGAGGAGAUCCCUUCUGGAAGCGUUCCUCCUCCUAAAUUUGAGUAUGUGGUAUAUUGUGUCAGGUUUCCCACAAAAAUCAAAGCUCUAACAGAUUAAUUUUAAAAAAGACUGUUUGGAAGGGGACUUGCAAGGGUCCGUUUCCCCUUCCAGGGUGUUUCAAUGGCAAUUGGAAGUCUGAUUAACCUUAUCCUGCUGCUUUUUUUGUCUUAAUGCUUCUGCGACUAGCCGGCAAUGCUGCAUUUCCAUCAGGAUGCAGCAGAUUUUCUACCUUACAAGAUUUCAAGACAAAAUGCCUUCCUUCUGGAAUGAAGGUGCCAUAUGGCUUGAAAUGCAUAAUUGAUCGCUGCUCAAAAUAGGAGCUUCGUAGAAAGUCACCUAGCAGUCCAACGCCUGUGUGCGGAGGACUUGAGAGACCUUGAGGCAUUUUUUUGUUUGCUGGGACUGAUGAUGGCACAGGGACAGAUUUUUAUGGCUCUUCCUAGAGGCUGUGAUGCUUGUGCUCUCUCUGUAGCGCUGCACCGGCUGUUUCAUCACUGUUUCCCAUUAUUCCAAGAGAUCUCAGGACUUGCAUUAGCAGGUGCAUCAACCUUAUGCUGGCUGGGCUGGAUGAAGAACACCCCAGACAAGCCUGGCCUUCACCAUACAGCCCAGUAAAGGCCACGGUCAUCUCUGUGAGUGUAAAACAGUUCACAUGCAUCAAAUCUGGUGGGCUAGAUCCAGCUCUUGCUGUCCCACGUGUCCCCGCCUCCGGUGGGACGUGUUGCUGUCUGCAGGAGCCGUCUGUCCUGGCUCCCGCAUGGAGUCAGGCAGGUCCCACUGGUGUGGGAGGGACGCUGUGGUCCCUCUGGCUGGCUGUCCCACUGGUAAAGAACAACUCCUUAAACCACCCGGUACUGUAGAUGCUUUUCUGUUCAGGUCCUUAUGAUCAUGGCAAACUCUGUAGGAGCAGCGGUGGAAAGUAGCCUUGGAAAAAGAGAGUGGGGGGUGGAGAAAUCAAGGAGAUGACCUGGAAUGACCCAGGCUUUUAACUUCAUCUUGAUGAUUUUAAAAAUCUUUAAAAAUCUUUUAAAAGUGGGGGCUGCAGAAGAACCGAGUCCUUUGGCUAUUUUAGUAGCCUCCUAGGAGGUGGGAGCUCCUGGAGCUGGAGGAUUUCUGGUUUCCUCGACGCCAGCAAGACCCUGCACCCACACCUGGCUCGGGUCGUGCUCGCAAAGCUCCAGCCCCGGGUAGCGUGUGGGAGGAGGUGCUCCGCGAGGGAGGCAGCUCCAGCUCCGUUUGCUCAAUUCGCAUUUCCCCAUAUCAGACCCCAUUCUGGGUUUCAGCAGGGUUUGGAGGCACCGAGUCUCUCCUUGGUGGACAAGGCAGGAAGGAGAGCGGUAGCGUGACAGAAUCUGGGGCGCCGGGGCUGCCCUGAGGACUGGAUGUGAUGCUGUGUGCGGCAGCCUGCUUAGAGCCGCGAUCCGCAGAGGCCUUCUCCCUGCGGGAUGCUCCACAGCCCCGUGGCAGCAUGGCUUGCUGGAUGGUCAAAGGGAUUUUCACCACACCGAGGAAGCCAGAUUUUGGGCAGGCAGAUCCGAACAGGAAAGAAAUUCCCACUGCCGCUCGGGAAUUGCACAGAAGCUGCAGAUCAGAUCAGUGCUGAGAAAAUUGCUGGUAACUCAGGAUGCUGAACCAAGCAGGAGAAACCCCCCCGUUGAUAACUAAGCCUUCACGUCCCCAUGAACAAGUACCAAAUCGGAAACCCCAGGGGUGUGAUGAGGCCGGCGGCUUUCGUCGCUGGCGUUGCCUCCCUCGGCUUUUGCCCUUUCGCGUGGACGUGGGCGUUAGGCUGGGCUGACUUCAGCCUAUGGAUGUCGCAAGCUGUCCUUAACCCCUCGUCCUCGCCACCCAUCGGGGUGUCCCGGCCCUUACAGAGCACAGGCUGCGGGCUGUGCCUGUUGUUUGGCACAUCUCGGCGUGCGGUGCGUGCUCGCAGCGGUUGCUAAGGCAGCACAAUGCAGUCCCCCUCUCUCAAUGUGUUCCAAUUUCUCUCUGAUUUAGAGGUAUAUGCGUGCGGGGUCCAUGCAGCCCAGUGCCAGACUGGUGUCCGUAUGGCAGAGCGCAGGUGAUGCCAUGGGUCAGGUGUUAACAGCCUGCGCACAGACACCGGAGUGAGUGGGGCAGGUGGGCAGAGGGUGGGUUUCAGUUGGGUUCCCCCUCCCCAAACUGUGCUGCGGAGUCCGGUGGGAAAGAGGGACCGUCCACUGCCACCUACGAGGUGUCAUGGAGAUGAACGUCUCUGGAAGGAGACGCGUCCCAGCCUCCUCGUGCGGGAGGUGCUGAGCGUGUGCCUGCGCAGCCCAGAAGACGUGAGAGGACCCGGGUCCCUGCAGGGCUCUGGCGACAGGAGAUGGGCGAGUUCUGGUGGAAGGGGCAGAAACGCCGAGUUCACCAGCUGCUGAAAAAGAACCAGGUGGGCGAAAAAUGAGAGCAUGCCUGGAACCCCUCCCUCCGUCCUUUCGGCGUGCACAGCAGGAGACUUGCAGGUGUGGUGGUGCCAGCUAGAAAGACUCAUUUGAGCAGAGAGAUGUCUGGAUUGAUGGCUUUAUUUCAGCUUAUUUUAGCAAGCAAUAGGCGGGGGGUGGGUGAUGUUUAUCGCUGAAACCGGAGCUGGCUAGGACUUUAGAUCACAGCUCUAAUCGGUUGGACUGACUUAGACAGUAAAUCACUUCAGCAGCACUAAUAACACAGAGUGACGGGUGUAGUAAACCCUCUGUUGCAGCAAUAGCCUGGUCCUGCUGGUUCUGUGACUCGCGUUGGUGCUUCUGCGCCAGUUUGUUUAUUAAAGCUCCUUCACAAAAGUCACCUGGGUGGCUGCUUCCACUCAGCCGUCGAAAUGGCUGUUCCCCUGCCAUUCCCCAACCUGGCUUGGCCUCUUUUUAUAGCCUGCUAUAAAAUUGUUUAUUUUUGCACCUGUUUAUAAAGGCUUUUCGGCCACAGGGGUCUCAUGAUGUUGUUUUCAUGGCUUCUGGAGCAGGGCUGCUCUGUUGUUGCUAGAAAUAAUUGCCGUUAAUUAAUUCUUUGCUGAUUUUUCUUUGGCAAAGCAUAUUGAAAUAAACAAGUAAGCGAGCAGCACGCUCUGUACCUCGGUGUUGUGGGAGCUUUUAGGAGGCGUGCAGUGACACCCAAGCAAUCCCAUCAGCAGCCAGAGGAAGGGUAGGAGAUGGUCCUCAACUUUCUGUGGUCGAAGUUAACUGGGGCAAGGCUCAAUUGCCAUCUCCAGCUGUUCGGCAGCUUCCUUCAGGCCAUCAUUUCUAAACUCUUUCUAGAGAAAACCCCCAGCUUUGUUUCCAUCCAAUGCUUUAUUCAAAUUACAGCUGAGCAACGUUGCAGAAAGCGGGGUGGUCUCAGGCGUCUGAGCUGGACCGGCGGCUGGAGGCAGCAGCCCGUGGUACGAGACCGACAGCUGGGACCCGUAAUUGCGCCGUUUUCCCUUUUCCUCUGUGCCCUUUUAAGAUGGUUUGUCUUCUGAGGGACUCAGGCUCCGCUGCUGAGACUUCCAGACCAGAAGUGAUGUGCUGGGCUUCAGCCCUGUGCGCUCUGUCCUGUGGUCCUGCCUAUACCAUCUCCAUCACCCUCUCGGCACUGGGUCCCUGGUGGGAGCAGCCACCGGUUCCCAGGAGCCGGCAGCCGUUGGCUGGGCCGCUUCCACCUCCACCCUGCAGCGGGACAUCAGGCAGCGCCGUCUCCCGCUUGAACGUCUCCAAGCUGUUCCUGGAAGGGUGAGCCAUUUGAGCCAGGAAGAGAUUAAAUUAUUGGAGUUGAGAAAAAGGAACUUCCAUGGUAAGUGCGUGCCCUGCGGUUUGCACGUCGAAACUGUCCUGCCUCUGACUCAGCCGGAACUGACGAUGGCUGCCCUCAACAAUCACUUUGGCUUUUCUUGGUGGAGCCGAUGACCUGACAUAUGAAUUUCUUCACAUGUAUGUUGGAUUCCUCCAUACAGAGCUUCCCCAGGCCUAAGUCUUUUAAUUCGUAUAAAUCAGGAGUAAUGCUAAAAGCAGUGGUCUAACAGUGGCGUAGGUGAAUUAUUGGCUUGAUUGGUCUAAUUUUGUCUUCUCUGAGAGCAGAAUGGAGCCCAUCAUUGGGCUGCAGAGAUCAGCAUAGCUCUGGUCGGGUGCCUGGUAGCUGCCAUGGAGCCUCUUCCCCCAGCUGCCCCCUCCACGUCGUAUUUUAUGUCGCCUGCAGCGGGUUUGGUUCAGCAGGAAAAGGACUGUUGCAAUGUGGUUUUUCUUGUGUGGAGAUUUCCUGGUCUACCGUAGAGCAGAUGUAGAAAUAUCCGACGUCCUCAAGCUAUCACUUCCUCCUCGCUCUCUAGGAUGGCUCCUGGCUCCCAACCACCCCGUCAGAGCGACGGAGCAGCCCCCGCGGCCGAUUCCCAACCCAGCCCAUCGCUGCAGUGAGCCCGGCUGGAGGAGAACCAGAAAGGAUGGCUGAGGUGUCGUGGGCAGCCUCAGGAAAGGGGCUGGGGUUACCUUCCUUUUCGUGGCGGCACGGCCGUGAGAGGGCAGUUCUCAGCUCCGGGGUGCUGCAGAAACCUAAAAAGUGGUGUUUAAGUCAAUCAGCAGAGAGAUUUUGGUCUGCACUACCUUCUUGUCCUCACUCUCCCCAUUUCUCCUCCCUUGCAGAGGGUCUCUGGGGUGCACCGUGUUACCUGCACGGCCGUGGAAUGACAGGAGUAAAGGACUCUCCUUUUCACACUGGGCUUUGCAAGGGAGUUAAGCACCGUGCAAACGUAAUGAAACCCUGGUCUGCAAAUUGCUCCGCAGCGAGGCGCUUCUCUCCUCUGGGGGCCGGGGCAGGUGCAGAGCAGCGCUGCGGACGCCGGACGUCGGUCUGUCAGUCCUGCGCCCGCGCGUCGCUUCCUCUUGCCGUCGUCCUCCUCAGCUUGACCCACACGUCCUAACCACGCCGGCGCAGCGCGCGGCCUUUUCCCUGUUCUACAGGGGGAAACCGCGCGGCAGCGGAAGCAAGCUGCUGCAGGGGGGUGCGGGGGGCCGGUGCCACGGCUUGUUCUCACAAACCUCCGAGGGAGCCCCAGGGAUCCAGCCUGGCGCAGACACUGCUCCGGAGAGGUUUGCUCGAAUGCAGUGUCAGCGGCAUGAAUUAUUGAUAUUUCUGUUAGGGUUCGCUGCUCACGCCGGUAUUUGUCACGUUUGCCCGUGUUAGGCUGUGAACAUGCUCCCGGGUCACAUAAGGGGAGAGUUUAACACCCUUUUUCUCGCGUGGUUGUGACAUCGAUUUAGCCAUUUCAGGGCUGGGGCUGCAAAAUUAACUAAAUAAUAGCGUAAACAGCUCUUUCUUAACACAGCAAGGCAGCCCCAGGGGGAAAGGCGCUAACACGGAGGGGCAAGGAGAAGGUAGAGUUACAUCUGCGCAUUUUCAGGGUGUCAGCACACAGAUGGCGAAAAGGUUUCCAGGAAUUUCCAAGCCUCCUUUGCCCUGCCCUCGGAGUCUGGCAUUUCCAGAGGCGGCCCUUGCUGCCACCGCGCUCGGCACCUCGGGAGGUCGCGUUAAUAACGUCCGUUUCUAAGGCAACAACCUUGCGAUUUAGAAAAGGCUGCAUUAAAAGUGUGCGUGUUUACAAACACGCCCGUUUUACACGUAAAUAUGUAAGUAUUUAUACACUUAUGCACAUAAAUUUAUAUCCGAGUUAACAAGUCACUUAGCAGCGGAGAUGCAGAAACCGCCCGAACGAGAGCGAUGCAUCGACAGCGACAGUCGGUCUCCAGAGAGUUUGGCCAGGGGCUUUGCGAGAAGUAGGAGCAAGUUCAUGAAGCGUUCCCUGACAGGUCGUAGCCCCGGCAGCGCGUGGGGGAAAGCCCAGAGGAGGCGUCGGCGCCUGCGGGCAGCGGGGAACACUUCAAGGAGGACGAGCCUGGGCAGAGGCGCCUGUCGGCCUCCCCGGAGCCAGCCCUGACGGGGCAACCUUCGCCCCUGCCGGGUGGCAAACGCUGACACUGUCCCUGCUCUGCACCAGGAAUCGCGAUCCUUAAGUUCUUAGGUCCAUCAGGAGAGCCUCGCUGGCUCCUGGGGCUCCCCGGGGUCACCACUGUGCUGACCCACAGCGCGGCCUCUCAGCCUUGGGUAAACCGGGAGUAAAUCUGCGGAGACGCCCUUGAAUACAUGAGACUGAGUCAAGCCUUUGAUUUUCCGCUGAACAGAAGUUUAUCUUCAGUUCUGUCUGAUUUAAUUCUGACUUUUCUCCCUCUCUCUCCACGUCCCCUCCACCCACGCGGGCUCGUUUUUUUCCUGCUGCGAAGUCUGGAGUAAUUGGGAUGGGCCUUAAGUGCUGGGGGUGGCUGGUGAUGGCCCCUUGCUGGCCCCGUUCUCCUGCCCCGCCUGUCCCUAACGAAGCGCUCCCCUCUCAUCACUGACAACAGGCUCUGUUCUAUUUGAUUUUAUUACAAGAUAUAAAUUUCCGUCUGCAGCCCUGGCUUCCAGCAUGUGGAGGAGAGAGAGGGAUUGCCUAGCAACCAGGAGAACAAAAAAUUAAGAGAAUCAAUAAGUCUUAAUGGAAAGCUAAACAGAGACUUUAAAACCAAUCCUCCUCCCAGCCAGCCCCUGCCCUGGUGAGUUCCUGAUGCCACGCGGCAUCCUGGCUGUCGCCUGAAGAACUCGGCAAGCACACGUUCUGGAAAUGCCAGGGCGCAAACGAAAACCUGACCCAACUUGGAUUUAGGUAAAGCUCUGAUCCUGUGAGCAUUUCCACCCCCAAGCCUGAACACAGCACGGGUUUGGAGGCUUAGGGCUAAGGCGCCGUGCUAGGGCUGGUGUUACUCGGCGGCUGUUGGAAGCCGGAGCUCUGCUGCGGGCGAGGAAGCUGAGGAAGGUGAGGGUCUGGAUGCGGCAGCUCAGCUUCUCCACAAUAAAAUGCCCCUGUGCGGGAUGGCGCCUCUGGUUUGCACGGGAACCGGUUUCCCGACCUCAGCAGCCGACACCUGUAAAACCAGCAAACCCCAGCGCGACCCGCGACGCUGCGCAGAGUCGGCGCGGAACAGCCCGAGGUCAGCUUAAACCAGUCGGAAAUCGAUUCGCUUACGGUCGCUUGGCUCACAGCGCGAAUGCAAAGGUCACUUAGGAAAAUG